Molecule: messenger RNA, 1650 nt
Organism: Candidula unifasciata
Lineage: Eukaryota; Metazoa; Mollusca; Gastropoda; Stylommatophora; Geomitridae
Source: the annotation of a GenBank genome assembly
AUGCAAGCUUUAAUAUGUUUAGCAUUUUUCAUACUGGGUUGUUGUUCUUGCCAAGGAAGGGAUGACACAAGAAGCACUGUGAUUGUAUCACUGGAAGACAACCAGCAACUGAAGGGAUUCCAUGUCAGGUCGACAACUGGUGAUCAUGUCUACAAGUUUUACGGGAUACCUUAUGCACUUCCACCAACACGGGAUCGAAGAUUCAAACCCCCAGUACCAGCCGGUGAUUGGGUGGGUGUGAAAGAAGCACUUACAAGGAGCCAUAUUUGUCCACAGAGUAGCUCUUACGACAGCACCAAUUCCUCUCAGUCAGAGGACUGCCUUUAUCUCAACGUGUUCUCUCCGGAUGUCAAUGCAUCACUUCCGGUAUUUGUUUGGAUUCAUGGUGGAGGACUGCGCGUUGGCUCAGCUUUCAACGAUGGUGAUGUUGCGGUUUUCGCUGCCCGAGGAGUUGUUGCCGUCUCCAUCAACUACAGGCUCGGUGCUCUUGGUUUUCUCUCUACGGGUGAUGACACCAUGCCUGGAAAUUAUGGGAUGUUAGAUCAGGUGUUAGCGUUAAGAUGGGUUCAGAAAUACAUCCAAGCAUUCGGAGGCGAUCCAAGUCAAGUAACUAUUGGUGGAGAAAGUGCAGGUUCAGUUAGUGUUUCAUUGUUGAUUGUCUCUCCAACAGCCAAAGGACUUUUUCAAGGAGCCAUCUGCGAAAGCGGAUCAGCAUCGGCGGUGGCUCUAAUGCAAGGAAUAGGUCCAGCAUCGUUAGUCCGAGAUUCGACUUUACGUCCAGCGGCAUCGUUGGGAUGCAACCAAACGAGCUCUCUGGAGAUCCUGAAAUGUCUUCAGAACGUCGAUGUUAAAGACCUGAUCAAUACGACUCAAGACUCUAUUAUAACCCCUCGGAUUGAAACCACUUUCGGGUUUCUUCCAGACUUUCCACCAAAUCUACUGACAGGUGGAAACUACAAUAAAGUGGACACACUGCAAGGUGCCAACUCGGGAGAUGUGAUUCCACCGUAUGAUGACGCAGAAAACUACGGCGUGACGAGAGAAGUAAUUGAAGACAAUAUCAGAGUUAGAUUAGGUACUUUCAUUGACUCAGAGGAUGUAUUACAAGACUUCGCAGAUAGUUAUAUUGGAAAUGAGACCGAUCCUAUUAUGUUAAGAGACAUACUUAUGCGAGUAAUUGUAGACAUCGAUUUUAUGGGAGGCACUCUUUAUGAAACAAACAAGUUUGUGACGGAAUCAAAUACCGGAACAAAACAUUACUUGUACCAAUUUGAUUAUCAAAUGAGUGGAACCCCGGGCCCGGUCUGGCAAGGGGUUGCUCACACCGCUGAACUGCCGUUUGUGUUUUACCCCGACUCCCGCUACCACUACACCUCAGCAGACGAUAGGGCUGUAGGGGAGUCUGUUCAGACGAUGUGGGUGAACUUUGUUAAAUAUGGCGACCCUACUCCCACAAACAUCCCUCAGACAUCGAACACUGAACCUGAUCUUGUAAAGUGGGAAGUGUUUACUGAAAAUAACCUGAACAUGUUCAUCAUAGACUCAGUUUCUGAACUUGUCGCUUAUCCUAGACUUUUCUUAAUCCCACUGUAUGAAAAAUGUCUAGAGAUAGCAAUAGGUAGGACAAAGUCAACUACUGUUGUUGGUUAG